CGCAGCCCCGGGGCUCCCUCCGGGCUCGGCACCUUCUCGCCCCGUCCCGGCCGCGCUGUCCCGGGGCCCGCCCGGAGCCCCUGGUGGCCACCGGCUCCUCCCGAGGGCUUCACCCGGAGCGCGGCCCCCCUGUCCCCGAGCGCCCCGGGCCCCUCCCGCGGCCCCUCCGGCGGCGCCGAGCGCUCCCUCCUUGCCCGGUCCCCCGCAGGACGGAGCGGCCGGGCCGGAGAACAAUAGCGGCGCUGGAACAAUGGAGCGGCCGCCGCUCCCCGCCUAGGGAUGCGGGCCGGACGCGGGGCAGCCAUCCCAGCCCAGGAGUAGCGCCGGAUCCGCGGCUCGGGGUGCCCGGGCUGUGCUGGCUGCCGGGGGUCCCCGGGCUGCCCUGACCCCCCCGUGCCCCCGCCCGGCUCCCCCCAUGCCCGCCCGGCCCCGCCAUGGAGCUGCCGGGGGGCGCCGUGCCCUGCGGCAAGGACAGGGUCAUCUCCAGGAAUGAGCUGCUCCUGCACCUCAAGACCUACAACAUCUACUACGAGGGGCAGAACCUGCAGCUGCGGCACCGGGAGGAGGAAGGGGAGCUGAUCGUGGAGGGGCUGCUGAACAUCUCGUGGGGGCUGCGCCGCCCCAUCCGCCUGCAGAUGCAGGACGACAACCAGCGCAUCCGCCCGCCGCCCUCCUCCUCCUCCUGGCACUCGGGCUGCAACCUGGGCGCCCACGGGUCCGUGCUGAGGCCCAGCACCCUGCCGGACAUCCAGGUGACAGAUGGGGACACUGGCACCGAGAAUGCUGGGAAUGGCCCAGGCAGAGCCCCCGAGAGCGGCGCAGCCCCCCGGGCCGAGGAGGCCCCGCAGCUGAUGCGGACGCGCAGCGAUGUCGGCGUGCGGCCCCGCACGGCCGGCGAGCAGCGGCGGCUGCGGCGGCACCGCUUCUCCAUCAACGGCCACUUCUACAACCACAAGACCUCGGUGUUCACGCCCGCCUACGGCUCCGUCACCAACGUGCGCAUCAACAGCACCAUGACCACGCCGCAGGUGCUCAAACUGCUGCUCAACAAAUUCAAGAUCGAGAACUCAGCUGAGGAGUUUGCUCUGUACAUGGUGCACACGAGCGGAGAGAAGCAGCGGCUGCGCGGCAGCGAUUUCCCGCUGCUGGCCCGCGUGCUGCAGGGCCCCUGCGAGCAGGUGUCCAAGGUGUUCCUCAUGGAGAAGGACCAGGUGGAGGAGGUCACCUACGACGUGGCCCAGUACAUCAAAUUCGAGAUGCCCAUCCUCAGGAGCUUCAUCCAGAAGCUGGAGGAGGAGGAGGACCGGGAAGUGAAGAAGCUGAAGCACAAGUACUCCAUCCUGCGGCUGAUGAUCGAGCAGAGGCUGGAGGAGAUCUGCGAGGGCCCCACGGCCAUGUGAGCGUCCCUGGGAUGAGCUGCACCAAAUCCCAGCCCCAAAACGCUCCUGGUGCCCCCCCGGGUGGCCCCAACCCCGAGCCAAACCCCCUCCCACGCCCUCAUCCCUGCAGAAUCCUCGGGGGGCUCCUCCUAGGAAGGCUCUGGCUGGCGGCAGCUUCAGCCAAAACCUCAAAUCCCUGGAGAACACAGGGGAGAAAAACAAAAAAAAAGAGAGAAAAAGAGGAAAUCUGUGAGCAGCACUGAGGCAAAAUGCCCAUCGUGGCUCCCCUUGAGGGUCCUGCUGCUCAAGAGAGGAGAGCACAAAAAAAAUUCCUCUUUAUUUUUUAGAGAGAAGCACAUUCCUGCCCUAUCACCGCAAUAAUUCCCAGGUGUCGGGAGGAUUUUGUCAAUCCCAAGGCUUGGCUGAGAUUUUGGGGGGGUUUAACCCUGACCUGGGGGCUCAUGGGUGGGUUUCCAGCCCAGGAGAAAAUCCCAUUUUUUCCCCAAGGCUGUGGCUGUGGCGUGGCCCCUCUGUGCCCCCCGUGAUUUGCACUAACAUUUCGGGAUUUUGGAGAAAACCUCGAUGUCAAAGCUCUCUGGUAGCUGUAAAUGCCAAAUAGCACCUCCAGGGCUCUGCAUGGGAAAGGGGGAGAGGCAGGAGGAGGGGGAGGCAGAAAUAAAGAGGAUUUUGUUUUCCAAAUCCAUUUUCUAGCCAGGAAAUGAUCCUGGUGGAACCAGGACCUGGAAAAACCUCCUUCCUCCCAGGCUAAACCAGCAAUACCCAUUUUAUACCUCGAUGUCAACUAAACCUCUGACUUUCUCCCCCUUCCCUUUGAGUUUUUGCAAUGCAUCUUUGUCUUUUUUUUUUUAAUUUUAAUUUUAAUGGUACAUUUUCCACCUUUAACUCACGUUGGGGAAAGUGUUGCACAGCGAGAGGAGCUUUGGGUGUGUUUGAAGGAUGAUUGUGGCACUGCUGCGUGGAUUAACAAGGAAAUAAAAUAAAAGAAAAUGGAAUAUGUAGCAGCUUCAUGCAGAAUGAAA
Molecule: messenger RNA, 2419 nt
Organism: Haemorhous mexicanus (house finch)
Lineage: Eukaryota; Metazoa; Chordata; Aves; Passeriformes; Fringillidae
Gene: RASSF2
Product: Ras association domain family member 2
Exons: 11
Coding region: 435-1400 (321 amino acids)
Biological process (GO): regulation of non-canonical NF-kappaB signal transduction; signal transduction; positive regulation of JNK cascade
Cellular component (GO): nucleus; cytoplasm
Source: RefSeq, a predicted model, not a curated record